This is a messenger RNA of Musa acuminata AAA Group (dessert banana), 1763 nucleotides long. Its product is annotated as protein SOSEKI 2-like. NCBI's taxonomy places the organism in Eukaryota, Viridiplantae, Streptophyta, Magnoliopsida, Zingiberales, Musaceae. The coding region runs from base 142 to 1377 and encodes 411 amino acids. The transcript has 5 exons. The record is from RefSeq and is a predicted model, not a curated record.
UGGUUUGUAUAAGGAAAGGGCGAAGCAGAGGAUGGGCUAUUGGUACGUGACAGGAUUCCCCUCCUCCCUCUCCGAUCCUUACCUUUGUCCUCUCCCCUUGGAGCUCUGUAGUAGUUGCUGCUCUUGUUGUGUGUAGGGAAGAUGCAGGGCGGUGGUGGAAGAGGGAGGAGGGGAGGAAGCAGCAGGGAAGCCAGCCCAGACCGAGCCAGGCUGAGCUACUCACAGCAGCAGCAGCAGCAGCAGAGGCUCGUGACGCCACCGAGGAAGGUUCAGGUCAUCUACUAUCUCAGCAGAAAUGGCCAGUUGGAGCACCCUCACUUCAUUGAGCUCCCUCACCUCCCCAACCAACAGCUUCGUCUCAGAGAUGUAAUGGAGAGACUGACUGCUUACAGAGGCAGAGGCAUGCCUUCUCUCUUCUCCUGGUCCUGCAAGAGGAGCUACAAGAAUGGGUACGUGUGGAACGACUUGGCCGAGAACGACGUUAUCUACGCCACCGACGGCGUCGAGUACGUGCUCAAAGGCUCCGAGAUCAUCCCCGGCGCUUACGAGCGUUUCCAGCACACUGCAGCAAGCAGCGAGCAGCCGAAACCACUACCCAUCUGCCACAGACUCCAUUUGGAAGUAGGAGAAGAUGAUGGAGAGGAGGUGGAAGAAGAAGGGACAGCGGAGGACGAGGAGGAGGAGGAGGUGAGAGGCGGUACGCGCACCGCGGGGGACGAGACUAGAACGAGUCGUCCGCGUUACUCUCAUCGGUCACGCGGCGUUUCGACGGACGAGAUUGAGCGACUCGAGCACCGGACCGCGACUCGGGCCCACCAGCCCGCGCGCACCGAGUUGCCGCUCGACGACGCCUCCCCGCCGUCCUCCACGUCCUCGGACAAGCCCCCCACCCACGGCCCUGGAGGCGGCAGCGCCGACGGCGACUCCCGGCGAUUCGAGAAGCCCGAAGAGACUCCCGAACCGGGCCUGACUCGGAACUCGGUCCUGAUCCAACUCAUCACCUGCGGGUCGGCGGCGUUGAAGGUAAGAAGCAGCCCCGGCGGAGGGACGGCGAAGGCUGCCGACUCCAAGCUCCACCACGGGGUGGUGAGUCGACUAGCUAGUCGUGCGGACGAGGACGCCGAGCUGCGGCGCAUCUUGGAGAACCCCCGGUUCUGCCACCCCCUGGUGGAGGACAAGGAGUACUUCAGUGGGAGCAUCGCGGAAGGAAGCAGGCCGCCACCCGAGCCUUGUCUCGAGAAAUCCUCCUCCUUCAGAGAAGAAAGGAGCUCAAAGCUUGGGAUCGGGGGGAGGUUGGAGGUUGAAGAAGGCAGGGAAGGGGCUGUGAAAGGGAAGUGCAUCCCUGGCAGAAGGAAAUCCUCUGGUAAGCAGCAGUAACAACAGCAGCAGCAGCUGAUACUCUCUCUCUCUCUCUCUCUCUCUCUCUCUGUCUCUGUCUCUCUCUGUGCAAUGUAACUGUGCUUACAUGUACCGGAGGGAGGAACGCAGGGUCAGCUGCUUGGACGUCACUUCUCGGAAUGGAUGCAUGCCUCUGUUCCCCUGCAGUGUCUCCCUAAGCUAUGUCUUAGGGUCGAUGUCUGGCUUUGCUGCUACUGUGACUUCUCAGAAUAAGAGUGAGUGAAUGGUCUUCAUAGAUUUGAUCACUGUUGAAUUCGAAAUAAGAAAGAAUCAGAACUAAAUCAGAAUCGAUUAAUAGUUUUAUUAUGAUUCCAAACUAAACGGAUGUAAGAGUUGGGGAGUAAAAGGGCUCGGUUCUCGUUUCA